Messenger RNA from Rotaria sp. Silwood2, 747 nucleotides. The record is from the annotation of a GenBank genome assembly. NCBI's taxonomy places the organism in Eukaryota, Metazoa, Rotifera, Eurotatoria, Philodinida, Philodinidae.
AUGGCUCACAUCAAUACUCGUCUUCUCGAUGCUGCUGAAGAGCGUUUAAAUUCACUUACUCCUUUACGUGGUUAUGCAGCGGAAGAACUAGUUUCGUUACAAGAAGCUGUUGUAAAAUUGCGCAAUUUGGUUCAUGAUGUCGAUGUACGCGCUUGGACGGCUACGAAUCGAUGCGAACAUCCAAUUGAUAAACUCAAUCAGGACGAAUCAGCCGCGAUUGUUUUAUAUACAAUCGAGUGGGAUCCCCAUCAUCCAAGCCUUUAUUUAGUCCUGAAUCAGACACUUCGUCUUGAAGAUCGAAGAAAACUAUCUCCUUGGUUUCCUUACUUAAAAUUACUUCUAACCGGCUUAUUUAAAUUACCGUCAACUCGCUGCACCGUUUGGCGAGGUGUACGCGGUGAUUUGCGGCCACAAUAUAAACAGAGCAGAAAAGUUACAUGGUGGGCAUUCAGUUCUUGUACUACUGCAAUUCAUGUUCUGGAAAGUGAACAAUAUUUGGGUACAUCAGGUCCACGUACUUUGUUCGCAAUCGAUUGUUUAAAUGGAAAAAACAUUCAACAACAUUCUUAUUAUGCGCAAGAAGAAGAAAUAUUGCUUCUUCCAUGUACUCAUUUGGAAGUAAUAAGCCAUUUGAGUAGCAUGGAUAAUUUACAUAUUAUUCAUUUACGUGAAAUACCGCCACCAUUCGUGCUUCUGGAACCUCCAAAUCCAAUGUCAGCAGGUCAGAAGUACUUGAAAUAUGUAUAA